UGCUUUGGCAUUGCACGAGCAAUCAAAUCAGUUCAAUUAAAGUCCAAACCAUUACUUUUUAUGUUGGUUUUAGUUUUAUUUACUUUAUAACAAAAUAAAAUAAGAAAAAUAUUCAAAUGUCACCUGAAGUCACAGAUGUUAAAAAGCUAAACAAACUACAGGCUCUCGAUUACGACUGUGAGGUACAGGAACAACAGGAUAUACCCCAGGCCAUACAAUUGCUGGGCGAAAUGAACAGUAAUGUGAAACAAGUAACAGACCUAGUCGAAGGUAUGCUGCAACGUGUUAAACGCGGCGAAUUGACCACAGAAUAUGGUUUGAGUUUUUUGGAAGUUAAAUAUCACAUGCUGCUCGACUACCUUAUCAAUUUGACCUAUGUGGUGUUGCGUAAAUGUUCCGGCGAAACAAUUGAAGGUGAUCCAUCCAUAGAACGUUUAAUAGAGAUACGCACAGUGCUGGAGAAAAUACGACCAAUUGAUUAUAAAUUGCGCUAUCAAAUAGAUAAAUUGGUGAAGACAGCCACAACGGGUGUAUCCUCGGCCUCGGAUCCUAUUUUGUAUAAGCCUAAUCCUGAAAACAUGUUAACUAAUGCUAAUGGAGGAGAGGAUGAUGAAGAUGAGGAUUCAGAGGACGAUUCUGAGGAGGAAGACGAUGAAGAUGAUGGGGAAAAGGGUGUUAAGAAACCUAAAAAGGCCGCCACAGCGGGCAAACCUGGUAUUUAUGUGCCGCCCAAGAUUAAGCCUGUCUAUUAUGAUGGCGACGACAAGGCUGAGGAUAAGGAAAAGAAAUUAAUAGAAAGAGCCAAAAAACGUGCCAUAACUUCAUCCAUGUUGCAAGAUUUGAAAGAAGAAUAUCUAGAUGCUCCCACUGAAAUCUCUUCGGGCUCCAGGGCCCAACAAAUAUUGUCCAAGGCUCAAAAGGAAAAACAAGAAUAUGAAGAAACCUACCUAACACGUCUGCCCAUAACCAAAGCAGAAAAACAUCGUCAACGUAAACUCACCACAUUGGGUACCUUGGGCGAUGAAAUUUUGGGUGAAAUUAACCGUGAUGCCUCCCUACGUGGUGACUCUUUAGGAGGCUCGAGCAAAAAACGCAAAGCCAAGGGUGGUAAGGGCAAAAAGAAAGCUGCCAAGAAACGUAAAUUCCAUUAAACCUUUUCUUUGCGUCCUAAACACCUAAUAUAACCCCCGGGAUAUUACCACUGAAACACAAAAUUCAUAUAAGAUUUUUUAAUGAUUAAUUCAUUUUAAAAGAAUUUUAAAAUGAAACCACAUAAAACCAAGAAAAAAAAUAAGAAACUUUUAAGACAACCAACAAAUAGCAGCAUAAUUCAGUAAAUAUUUCAGCAAAUUUUUAUUUUCAAUUUAAAAAAAAACAAACAGUUCUUGUAAAAACAUUUUUGAAAAUAGGGAUUUAAAGCUCUCAUGAAUGUUUAAAUUGGCAUAUAAAUAAGAUUUUUGAUAAAUUUUAAAAUGUUAAAGAAAAAUUGUUAACUUAGGUUUAGAAUAUAACAAAUAUUUAUCUUACUUUGAAGUUAUUAUUACCUCAAAGCCUUAAAGGUAUGCUAAACAUUUGUUGUAGCCUUAAAAUAUGCUAACAAUUUUUUUAUGUAAUGAUUUCUUUAAAAUCUUUUUUAAAAUGUAGCUUUCUUAUUAAUUUCAUGAGAGUUUUUAAAUUCUUUUAAAAAAUCCUUUAUUUUUUUUUUUUGGUUAAAUCCAUUUUUCCUUUUUUACUCGUCCCUACCAUUUGUUUUUAUUAAGUUUAAUCACCGUUUUUCCCUUUUUUAAUACGUUAUUUUUUCUAUUUUUUUUUUAAUAAACAUCAUUUCGUUUAAGUUUGUUUUUAUAUAUUUUAGUGAAUACAUUAUAAUUUUGUUUAAUAAAGGAAACCUAUUAAUUGAAAAUAA
Calliphora vicina (urban bluebottle blowfly) is the source of this 1906-nucleotide messenger RNA. Its product is annotated as neuroguidin. The transcript has 5 exons. The record is from RefSeq and is a predicted model, not a curated record. The coding region runs from base 117 to 1151 and encodes 344 amino acids. Lineage: Eukaryota; Metazoa; Arthropoda; Insecta; Diptera; Calliphoridae. Gene Ontology annotation, cellular component: nucleolus; small-subunit processome. Gene Ontology annotation, biological process: maturation of SSU-rRNA from tricistronic rRNA transcript (SSU-rRNA, 5.8S rRNA, LSU-rRNA).